Molecule: messenger RNA, 3693 nt
Organism: Nelumbo nucifera (sacred lotus)
Lineage: Eukaryota; Viridiplantae; Streptophyta; Magnoliopsida; Proteales; Nelumbonaceae
Biological process (GO): guanosine tetraphosphate metabolic process
Cellular component (GO): chloroplast
Source: RefSeq, a predicted model, not a curated record
UUCUUUUGUCACCCUUCUCUCUCUCUUCCAAGUUCCAACGAUACAAGAAGAACAACGACAGCCACGGAAGCCUUUGGGAUUCCUCGUUUCUUCCUUCCCAGCCACACGUUUGUCGCCGUUUCUGCGCCGUUAGCACCUCCGACUGAUGUCGAUACACCUAAAUAUCAUCGUCGUCAGUUAAAUUAAAUCCUCUGUCUCCACUAAAUUCUCGCAAGAUGUGAUUCUUCGAACCAGAAAAAGAAAAAAAGUGGAAUCAUCUAACUACCAUGUCUUCCUGCAGCGGGACGGAGUUAGGGCACCAUAAUUCUCGGAUGUUAGGCCACAAGAGCUCCCAAAUUCUCUACAGAAUUCCCUUAACGCGUUGCAGAACAGGUUUUCUGGGUGAUUUCGUCCCGUUCUUGGGAAAUCCCAGUAGAAUUCUUAGAAGUUCGGUGAAGUUUAGGUGUGUUUUGGACCAGAUUCCUCCGAAAUUCACUGCCAUCUCUUCAUCGCUGAAUUCGGUUUUGACUACCGGGAAUGCGAUUGCGUCUGCAGCUGCGGCCACGACUGGCUCUGGUUCAGCUCAUGCGGCAGUGACCUCGGCGUUGGCUCAUGUUGCUGUCACUGCGGUGGCUAUAGCUUCAGGAGCUUGUCUUUCUACUAAGGUUGAUUUCUUGUGGCCCAAGGUGGAGGAGCAACCUGAUUCUCAUAUAUUGGAUGGAGUAGAUGUCACCGGGUAUCCAAUCUUUUAUGAUGCAAAGGUGCAAAAGGCUAUUGCAUUUGCAAGGAAAGCUCACCAUGGCCAACUAAGGAAAACUGGAGACCCAUAUCUAACACAUUGUAUUCAUACAGGAAGAAUUCUAGCGGCUUUGGUUCCAUCCAGUGGAAAACGAGCCAUAGAUACAGUUGUGGCUGGGAUUCUACAUGAUGUGAUUGAUGACACAUGUGAAAGCCUGCAUAGCAUAGAAGAAGAAUUUGGUGAUGAUGUGGCAAAGGUGGUAGCUGGUGUUUCCCGGCUAAGCUACAUUAAUCAGCUUCUGCGGAGACACCGCCGAACAAAUGUAAGCCAGGGUAAUUUUGGUCCUGAAGAGGUUAAUAAUUUACGAGUGAUGCUUUUGGGCAUGGUAGAUGAUCCCCGUGUUGUUCUUAUCAAGCUCGCAGAUCGCCUUCAUAAUAUGAGAACCAUUUAUGCUCUUUCAUCUCCCAAGGCUCAAGCUGUUGCACAGGAGACAUUGGCUGUUUGGUGUUCACUUGCUUCCAGAUUGGGUGUAUGGGCUCUAAAAGCUGAGCUGGAAGAUCUAUGCUUUGCAGUUAUUCAGCCUAAAACCUUCCGUCGGAUGCGAGCUGAGCUAGCUUCAAUGUGGAACCCUAACAAAAAGGCAAGAAUUCUGAGAAGAAUAUCCACUAAAUCCAGCACAUUUGUGCCCUUGCACGAAAAUGAUAUAAUUUCUGACUACGAAGGGCUUAUGGCAACUGAGGAAGAUCCAUCAACCAUGAAGGAUCUUCUGCAAGCUGUUCUCCCAUUUGAUCUCUUGCUAGAUCGGAGAAAGCGCACUAACUUUCUAAAUAAUCUUAGAGAAUACUCAGAGGCUCCUAAAACAAAACCCAAGGUUGUUAGAGAUGCCGGAAUUGCUUUAGCUUCUUUGGUAGUUUGCGAGGAAGCACUUGAGAGGGAGUUAUUUAUAUCAACUUCUUAUGUUCCAGGAAUGGAAGUAACCUUAUCUAGUCGCCUAAAGAGCUUAUAUAGUAUGUACUGCAAGAUGAAACGUAAAAAUGUUGGCAUCAGGCAAGUGUAUGAUGCCCGUGCACUAAGGGUUGUUGUUGGUGAUAAUAAUGGGGCAUUGUAUGGAGCUGCAGUUAAGUGUUGCUACAGCCUUCUUAACAUUGUGCACAGGCUCUGGACCCCUAUUGACGGUGAGUUCGAUGAUUACAUUGUUAAUCCAAAGCAUAGUGGUUAUCAGUCUCUCCAUACUGCAGUACAAGGUCCCGAUAAUGCACCUUUAGAAAUCCAAAUAAGAACACAGAGGAUGCAUGAGUGUGCAGAAUAUGGACUUGCUGCACAUUGGCUUUAUAAGGAAACUGAAAACAAGAUGCCAUCCAUGAGUACCUUACAUGAUGCUGAAAAAAAUUCAACUCCCUAUGAAUCUAAAGAAUUGGAGGAUGAUAAUUCUGCAGAAUACGAUGCACUGGAAAAGUAUGGUCCCCUAAAAGUAGGACAUCCAGCUCUUAGAGUGGAAGGAAGUCAUUUACUUCCAGCAGUUAUUGUUAGGGUAGAUAAGGAUGGAAGGGAGCUACUUGUGGCUGUGAGAUUUGGUCUUGAAGCUUCUGAAGCAGUUGCUGACAGGAGAUCUUCUUUUCAGAUAAGACGAUGGGAAGCUUAUGCAAGGCUCUACAAGAAGGUUUCCGAUCAAUGGUGGUGUGAACCAGGACAUGGAGAUUGGUGCACCUGUCUGGAAAAGUACACACUUUGUCGAGAUGGUAUGUACCAUAAGGUGGAAAGAGAAAGGGGUGAUGCCAAUAUAUCAGAACGUCAUUGUGGUUCAAAUCUUUGAAUUUAUUAUGCAAUAUGAUCCAGUAAAAAAUCAACAUAUACCCUAUUACUGAUGAAAAAUUGUUGGCUUUUUUUUUCUAUCAGAUCUGAUCUCUUGAUAUUCCUUUCCUUCUAGAGGAAUACUAAAUCAACCAAAGCUCUCCAAGUAAUCAAUCCUCAUCAAUUGAAACAGCAUAUGCUUUUAGGAGUUCAAGGCAUUUUUCUAUGUUUCACCUUAAGAAGAUGAGGAAUAGAACAAGAAUCUUUUACAAAGAUGGCAAAAUAUUGUAUUUGUGCACAGGCCAACCUGGCACAUGCAUGAGUGUCUGUGUAUUGUUGCCAUAUGCAGGCUUUUGUCAUGCCUAAGACAUAUCUACAGACCACCCCCGUAUAUAAGCUUGAAAGAACUUUAUUUUCAGGCAGUAUUCUCCCUCACARUGAGAGUAGCAGUUCUCACGAGGUUGAAAUUGUAAAAUCCUUAAUCUGAACAUUUCUUAUAGUUAAGAACAGAAAAUGCAACCAAAAAGUAUAAUAUAUAAAACAAGAAUGAGUUUCUUAUGCCAUUAAAGCAACUAAAAAAACAAUUGGAAACAAAAUAAGUUGAAGGCAUGAUAUUAGCAAGAUUCUAAUGUACAUUAUUUGAAUUUCACAUACUGAUAAGAAUAAAAUACAACACCUUAACAAGCCAAAACCAGUAGUGAAUUGCCAAGUAUGGUUAGUGUGGAAGCUGUAUCCUUUUUGGAAAUCCUUGAUCUGGUAAGGUGGGCAACCCGCAACCACCUCCAGCCAUGGAUGCAUCCACAACUGAAUCUACUAGAAUGCCAGCUAAGCUAGGGUUUUGUAAGAGGUACCAUUGAGAUUAGUGUGGUUUUCCCAAUGGUGUGCAAGGUAAGAGGACCUUUCAGAUGGACCGUAUGUAAAUAUAAAUGUGAAUCCUCAUGUCUUGUAUCUCUACUUGACAAGUCCUAAAUGGCCUUACUGUAGCAGUUUCAAAAUCAUGACAGUCAAGUACUUUGUUGAUAUUGCAGAAAAUGAUAACAUCAUGGCCCCAUACAAGAUUAAUUUUAUCCAGUGCUUCUUGGAAAAAUGAUCUUCACAGUUUGCUUUUCCUAGCUCCUUCCAAACUCCAAGCAAUGCUGUCUUCACCAGAAGAAAUAUUCUGAUAAUAAUCCCAUGCUUUCUUU